ACUGUCUGUACCCCAGCAGACAGAAGCACACAGGUCAUCAAUGGAGCUGUCAGAUGAUCCGAGGGCGAGGGGGCAGGAGGAGGCUCCCCCAGCGCCGCUGCCCUGUGUGUCCCAAAUGAGAAGCAGCAGCUACAGCGCCAUCCAGCAGCAGGGCUACUCUGCAUCCAUCUUUCUACGACGCAAAGACAAGCUGGAACGGACCCAGCAGAAGUGCAUUGCCUUCUUUGCCCUGCUCUGCUGCUUUGCUGUGCUGGUGGCACUCAUCUUCUCAUCAGUCAACAUUUGGGGGGACGAUGAGGACGGUAUCACAGAGGAGAACUGUAGCAGUGACUGCAGCAUUGCGCUUGUGGAGAAUAUUCCGGAUGACCUCUCUCUCCCCCGGGAUGGCAGACCCCAUCUCCCUCUCUCUGUUGGCUUUCAUACAUUGUUGGACCAGGCGAAGCACUCAGUGGAGGUGGUGUCACCUGUCUGGGACUUAAACCCCUGGGACCAGGAAACAAUACCAAGCACUGCCAAACAGGGUCAGUUGUUGUUCCAGAGGCUGCUCAGCCUGAAGUCUCGUGGGGUUAAACUGAAGAUUGCCAGCAGUCUGACUAACUCUGCUGAACUGAAGACCUUGGCAGCACACAUUGCAGAGGUUCAUUUUGUUAAUAUGACAGCUCUCACCAGAGGAGGACUCCAUUCUUCAUUCUGGGUGGUGGAUCGGAAGCACAUUUACAUCGGGAGCGCUGAUAUGGAUUGGAGGUCACUCUCCAAGAGGAAAGAACUGGGGGUGGUGGUGUAUAACUGCAGCUGUCUGGCUCUGGACCUCCACCGAGUGUUUUCAUUUUACUGGCAGCUCCACGAGAGGGACUACAUCCCCUCCAUCUGGUCGAAGAGAGUUACAGCCCUGUACGGAAGGCAUGACGCCCUGGAGCUACAACUCAACGCCACAGAGGCCGCUGCUUAUGUGUCUACCUCUCCUGAACUUUUCUGCGCUAAAGAUCGCACCAGAGAUGUAGAUGCCAUCUAUCAAGUCAUCCAGAGUGCAAAGACAUUUAUCUUCAUAUCUGUGACGGACUACCUCCCUCUGGUGAGCAGGAGUUUCAGAGGAACCACAGUCACAAGGUAUUGGUCGCUUAUUGAUGAGAUGAUCAGAGAGGCCGUGGUACUGAGAGGAGUCAGAGUCCGGCUGCUGAUCAGCUUCUGGAAGAAGACUCACCCCCUCACCUUUAACUUUGUCACCUCCCUCAAGUCACUGUGUAUGCAGAUGCACAACUGUUCAUUAGAGGUGAGGUUUUUCAGUCACAAGGAGCAAGAGGAUGAUAUUCAACAUGGGCUCAACCACAACAAGUACAUGGUGACCGACAAUGCUGUUUACAUUGGUAACCAUGACUGGGUCGGGAGUGACUUUGCCAUCAACACAGGAGUUGGGUUGGUGAUCAAGAUAAAUAAUAACCUUAAAGACAGAGGAGUGACAAUCCUGGAACAUGUGAAGGCUGCUUUUGAAAGAGACUGGAGGUCACGUUACGCCAAGAGCCUUCAAGGAAAUAAAGAUCAACUGGGAAAAUACAGAAACCUGCAACAAGCCAAAAUUCACAUGGAGUCUAAUGAGGAAAAGAAGUGGAACACGCCUAUAUCUUUAUAAGCACAGAAUGUGUUUCUAUAUCCUAAAGCCUCAUAAGGUUGAAUACUCUAGAGUUGACAAUAAGUGUACACAAUAUAGGAAUGUGAAUUACACUUUUAUAAUUGACUUUUAUUUUGCCUCAUUAUUUUAAUAGAUUCAGAUCAAGAGCUCCGGGUGUUGAUGUCACUCUAAAUAGCGCCAUUUUGGCAGGAAACCGCAUAGCAGCUACACUGCAAAAAAAGAAAAGUUGGGUGAACUCAAAAUUUCAAGGCAACAAACUUCGAUUACAUUUUAAGUUGGACAAUUAAACUAAAUAUUUUAAGUUUUGUUUUGGAGUUUGCUCAACUCUGAAUUCAGAUUUUUGUCAACUCAACUGUAAAUUGUACUAACUUACAAUUUUACAUUGUAAUAACUUUUAAUCCUUACUUCUGCUAACUUCUGCAAUGUGCUGAAUUGGCACGAUUGUAACACCGCUAUGAAAUGUCAGCUAAUGUUGCGACCACAAUUUUGAGUUAGCAUUGAUACGCUAAUGGCUACUCUUGUAGCUGUAACAAGCAGCGCCGCUAGCAUCAGUUAGCCACUAGCAUCAGUUAGCCGCUAGCUUUCGCUAAUGAAUUUGAAUUUUUUUCCCGCAUUUCACAACAAAGAAAUAAGAGUUAUCAGAACUAUUGUCCCUUGUUGUGAACCCCAACUUAAAGAUAUAAGUAACAACAACUCACCAACUUGUUUUUGAGCAGACAACUGGCUUCCUUUGUUGUGCUAACUUACAUUAUUGCCCUAAAUGUCAAUAAUUUAUAUUUCCAAGUUUUGCCAAUUUAAAUCACUGUUUCAGGCCAAAAAAUACAAGCUGCCUUUUUUUGCAGUGUAGUUUCUUCACCUGCCUUAUUUUCAGCACAGAGUGAGCAUGGUGGAUAGCAGGUGUGCACUGGGAUGCCAGAACCAAUAUGGAGAAGUGAAAGGGAGAGCAUUUUAUUGGAUUCCUUAAGAACCUAAAGGCAGCCAACAUGGAUUACUGCAGUUUAAUGAGUUGUAAACAAACUGGAGACAACUGAGCAGCAGAUUUGGACUGUGUUUUGGAUUGCGUAAAGACCACUUUGUAUCAGGUACAGAAUGCAAUGCUUACUAAAGUAAUCUCUUAUAUAUUUAACAAGCUUUUAUUUUGGUAAACCCAACCACCCAUGGCUUCAAUUUAGGGUAAUUUAAUCUUUGGGAGUGAUUCGAUUACAGAGGUAACGUUAACUGUCUUGAAGAAACAGACUAGCUGGUCGCUAAUGCUACAUGCAAGUUAGUAUACGGCUAGGUUAAUGUUACACUGCCUGUUGCUAAUGCUAAUGUUAACUGAAGCAACACUUACCCUUCUGAUGACGACAAGCUCUUUUUGCUGGCUGACUCCAAGGCUGAAUAUUAUUCCAAAGUCCAGAUUUCGUCCAUAUAUACCCCGCCAGCUUCUGGGAGUGUUCAGGGUUUCUCCAUAGCAGGAUGAGAGAAAGUUGAACAGGUAAUCUAAAACAGCUUUUCUCAACCUUGGGGUCGGGACCCCAAUUGGGGUCGCGAGAUGAUUUCUGGGGGUCGCCAAAUCAGUUUGGAAGUCAGCUCUGUCUCCACUGUGUUAAAGUGUUCAUGUGUUAAUGUGUUUUAGUCUUUUUAGUCACUAAAUGUC
This is a messenger RNA of Centropristis striata (black sea bass), 3266 nucleotides long. RefSeq names its product phospholipase D family, member 5 (gene pld5). The record is from RefSeq and is a predicted model, not a curated record. The coding region runs from base 41 to 1627 and encodes 528 amino acids. Lineage: Eukaryota; Metazoa; Chordata; Actinopteri; Perciformes; Serranidae. The transcript has 10 exons. Gene Ontology annotation, molecular function: catalytic activity.